Molecule: messenger RNA, 1588 nt
Organism: Anguilla rostrata (American eel)
Lineage: Eukaryota; Metazoa; Chordata; Actinopteri; Anguilliformes; Anguillidae
Gene: sec13
Product: SEC13 homolog, nuclear pore and COPII coat complex component
Exons: 9
Coding region: 166-1209 (347 amino acids)
Biological process (GO): positive regulation of TOR signaling; protein import into nucleus; COPII-coated vesicle budding
Cellular component (GO): nuclear pore outer ring; COPII vesicle coat
Molecular function (GO): protein binding; structural molecule activity
Source: RefSeq, a predicted model, not a curated record
AAGAGGUGGGAGGCGGGUGGAAGAAGAUAGGUUUGCCACGUCGGAAUUAAGGAAAGGUGCUGUCGGAGGCUUACUUAAAAAAAUCAUAGUAAAGGGAAGAGUGUCUACGGGCUUAUUUCUUAUUCAUUUUUAUAUUUUCUUUAAUCAGCUAUUUCCAGCGGAACUAUGGUUUCAGUCAUCAACACUGUGGACACGUCCCACGAGGACAUGAUCCAUGAUGCUCAGAUGGACUACUAUGGCACAAGACUGGCCACGUGCUCCUCCGACAGGUCCGUAAAGAUCUUUGAUGUGAAGAACGGAGGCCAGAUCCUCGUGGCAGAUCUGAGAGGGCACGAGGGCCCUGUGUGGCAGGUGGCCUGGGCCCACCCCAUGUACGGGAACAUCCUGGCCUCCUGCUCCUACGACCGGAAGGUGAUCAUCUGGAAGGAGGAGAACGGAACCUGGGACAAGAUGUACGAGUACACGGGGCACGACUCCUCAGUGAAUUCUGUGUGCUGGGGGCCAUAUGACUUUGGGCUGAUUUUGGCCUGCGGCAGCUCCGAUGGGGCCAUUUCCCUCCUGACCUUCUCAGGGGACGGACAGUGGGGCGUCAAAAAGAUCAGCAACGCACACACUAUCGGCUGUAACGCGGUGAGCUGGGCGCCGGCGGUGGUCCCUGGCAGUCUCAUAGACCAGCCGUCGGGGCAGAAACCCAACUACAUCAAGAGGUUUGUGUCGGGAGGCUGUGACAACCUGGUCAAGCUGUGGAAGGAGGAGGACGGGCAGUGGAAGGAGGACCAGAAGCUGGAGGCGCACAGCGACUGGGUGCGGGAUGUGGGCUGGGCUCCCUCCAUAGGCCUGCCCACCAGCACUAUCGCCAGCUGCUCGCAGGUAGCCAUUACGGCUCUGGAGGAAAGUCUUUUCCUCAGGAGUCAUCUCAUUCUAACCAGCACUAUCGCCAGCUGCUCGCAGGACGGACGGGUGUUCAUCUGGACGUGCGACGACCCCGCGGGGAACACCUGGACGGCCAAGCUCCUGCACAAGUUCAACGACGUGGUGUGGCACGUCAGCUGGUCCAUCACCGGCAACAUCCUGGCCGUCUCCGGCGGGGACAACAAGGUGACGCUGUGGAAGGAGUCGGUGGACGGCCAGUGGGCCUGCAUCAGCGACGUUAACAAGGGCCAGGGCGCCGUGUCGUCCCUCACGGAGAGCCAGCAGAGCGAGCAGUGAGACCCGCGGGGCGUCUGGCCUUCCCGGCUGCGUGGCCCCGCCCCCCGGCUGCAGGGCCCCGCCCCCUGCCUGUGAGGCUCCGCCCCCCGGCUGUGAGGCUCCACCCACUGGGGGGCAUCUGUCACUCCUGAUAAGAGCCUGCCCGGGUGUGGCUCCUCGGGUAGCCCCUUUCCGCAAAGACAUUUCUCUCUUUUAUAACGUUAUAUCCCUGUAUGUAUCAGCAGAUUGACCUGGACCAAUCAAAGGCACCGAUUUGUCUUCAAUUUAGCCUAAAUACCCUCUCCCAAAUGACAGCAUUUCAUGAAAAGCCGAUCUCUUGUAUGUCAGAUGACCCAAGCAAAACAACGAAGUAGAAAUAAAUUAUCUGUGUUAAAAUGUU